UAAAGCAGAGAAUCAAACAGACCGAGCACCUCCAGGUGAGGGGAAAAAAACUUCCAUGGCGUCCGACGACCUCUUCGAAGGCCUGCCGCCGCCAGCGGCUCCCGCCGGCGAAGACCGUGCGGCCUCCCCCGCGCCGCCUCCUCCUCCGCCGGCUCCGACGGUGCCGAGGCGUUCCGCGCUGAAGAGCUCCCUCAAGCGGGACAAGCCCUCCCCCUCCUCGGCCGCCACCUCCUCCUGCUCACCCGCCACCGCCGCCGCCAGCGUCGCUCCCGCCGAUGUCGCCGCCGAAGGCCGCGUUCCUGAGAAGCGUCUUCGCUUCAGAACUACUGUUGAUGCAUCAGAAAUGCAAAUCAUUGAGGCUAUGCAGAAGAUAACUUCACAUAUAGGGAAUCCUUCAAAAUUCAGCAAGGCAUCAAAGCUUGCUCUACAGCUUAUUGAGGCUGGAAGUGUCAAGCCAGAGACAAUCGGUCACUUCUUUGCUGUACUAGAGGCUGCAAUGUCUUCACCGGGAGCCUGCAAUGAACCUUCUGUACGUGCAGAUUACCAGGCACUGUUUAAUGCUGCUGAGGGUGUAACAGAGUGUUUCAACCAAGAGCAGAAAAAUCAGUUUGAUGUAUGGAUGCUUCACGCAGUGGUGGCUAAUGAUCUCUGUACUGAUGACAGUUUUGUGUUUUCAAAGGCUGUAGGGAAGAUUAAAGAUGCCAUUUCAGCCCUGCCGGUAGCGACAGUGGACGAUGAUAACGAUGAAGCAGCAGCACUUGCAGCACUUGCUGAGAUCCAAUCUGGCACCACAGAGAAUAAGGCAGCCGAUAGCAACACACCUGCUGCAGCGUCCAACUCUGGAGAAGAAUCCUCAGAUCCUUUCGGUCUAGAUAAUCUCCUGGAGCACAAGCCAAAGAAAUCCGAGAAGUCUCAGGAUAAGGGGGCUGGAGCCCUGAGCAGAAAGGCAGACGAGGAGUCCAGGAGACUUUUGAGGUCACGGCGCGAAGCCCUCCUGAAAUGCCUCGAGACAGCCGCUCGGCGCUACAGGAUACCAUGGACGCAGACGAGCAUCGACAUCCUGGGGCGGCACGCGUACGAGAGCGUGGGGCGGUUCACGGCCCGGCAGCGGGAGGCGGUGGAGAAGCUGUGGAACUCGAUCAAGGAGCAGCAGAUCCGGCGCAAGCACGGCAAGUCGGCGAGCGGGAAGCUGGACGUGAACGCCUUCGAGCGGCUCCAGGAGAAGUACUCCCACGAGAAGAUCAGCAUCCGGCGCGCCGUCGGCGGCGCGGGCGACCGCCGCGCCACGCAGUGGCUCGGCUAAAGGCAAAGUCGGCACGCCCGGCCGCCCCCGCAUGUAAAACCGGUGCGCUGUCUGAUGACCGCGACGUUACACCGAUCAGGAUGGAUGACGAAAAACGACGUUAUAGUUUUCAUAGUCGCAUUCGUGUGUGUGUGUGUGUGUGCGCGCGCGCGCGCCCCGUUCUUGUGAUCUCAUCUUGGGUUGCAGCACUGUCCACAGAUUUCUUGGGCGCCCGUGCGUGCGUGCGACGCUGGUGUGCGCGUGUGAAUGCGGCUGGGGUUUGGGUUUUGGGUUGC
Triticum aestivum (bread wheat) is the source of this 1578-nucleotide messenger RNA. RefSeq names its product chromatin-remodeling ATPase INO80. NCBI's taxonomy places the organism in Eukaryota, Viridiplantae, Streptophyta, Magnoliopsida, Poales, Poaceae. The transcript has 5 exons. Bases 56 to 1303 code for a protein of 415 amino acids. The record is from RefSeq and is a predicted model, not a curated record.